This is a messenger RNA of Alnus glutinosa, 3853 nucleotides long. Its product is annotated as receptor-like protein 7. The transcript is spliced from 3 exons. Gene Ontology annotation, molecular function: protein binding. The record is from RefSeq and is a predicted model, not a curated record. NCBI's taxonomy places the organism in Eukaryota, Viridiplantae, Streptophyta, Magnoliopsida, Fagales, Betulaceae. The coding region runs from base 151 to 3672 and encodes 1173 amino acids.
GAUCAACUCUAUCAUUCUUCAUCCCAGUUGAAGCAUGCAAAGCCUUUGCUACCUCUAAUAUUAUUCCACACUUUCAGUUCCCAAAUCUGAUCGAGUGCUUUAAUUUCUGUCAGCUAAAACAUUAGCUACAGCCCCAAAAUCUAGCUUCCAAUGGGAAUUCCACUCUUGUCAUGGCUUUUCUUGAUAUCCAUAUGCUUACUUUCCAUGAACUUCUGUAUCUCUGGGGUGUGUGGCCAAUGCCUUGACAAUCAGCAAUCCUUGCUGCUCCAAUUGAAGGAUAGCCUCGUAUUUGACCGUGCUUCAUCCACAAAACUGGUGCACUGGAAUCAAAGUGUCGAUUGCUGUUCUUGGGAAGGUGUAACCUGCAACGAGGGGCGUGUUAUCGGUCUCAACCUGACCAACGAAUCCAUAUCGGGUGGAUUUGACAGUUCAAGCAGCCUCUUUAGUCUUCAGUAUCUCCAGCACUUGGAUUUGGCUUAUAACAACUUUUCUAACCAGAUUCCAUCCCAAUUUGACAAGCUCACGAACUUGAGUUAUUUGAACCUAUCAAAUACUUGCUUUGAGGGGCAGAUUCCAAUUGCGAUUUCCCACUUGACAAGGUUGGUUACUCUUGAUUUAUCUACUGGUUGUAGGAACUACUACAUGUUUGAUUCACUUAAACUUGAGAAUCCAAAUCUGAAUAUGCUCGUUCAAAACCUUUCGAAGCUUACGGAACUUUAUCUUGAUAGUGUAAAUAUAUCAGCGCAAGGGUCUAAGUGGGGCACAGCCUUAUCAUCUUCACUACCAAAGCUUAGAGUGUUGAGCUUGUCAAAUUGUCAACUUGCAGGGCCUAUUGAUUCCUCGUUAACGAAUCUUCAGUCUCUCUCAAUUAUUCGUCUUAAUGAUAACAAUUUUUAUGGUCCAGUUCCUGAAUCUUUUGCAAAUUUCAAAAAUUUGAGAUCCUUGAUCUUAUCUUUUUCUAAGUUGAAUGGAACAUUUCCAGAAAAGAUCUUCCAGAUUCCAACACUGCAAACACUUGACUUAUCAAGAAAUUCUAAUCUUCAGGGUUCGUUGCCAGAAUUUCCUUCAAAUGGAUCUCUUCAAAUGCUGCUGCUUAGGUUCACAGACUUUUCAGGGGCAUUGCCACAUUCUAUUGGUAACUUGAAAAUGUUGUCUGUAAUAGAUCUUCAUUAUUGCUAUUUCAAUGGAUCAAUCCCAAAGUCAAUGGCAAGCCUCCCACAAUUGCUUUAUUUGGACAUGUCAUACAACAAUUUGGUCGGAUCAAUUCCAUCAUUCAGCAUGAACAAGAAGUUGACGACAAUAAAGCUUUCUCGUAAUAAUUUAACAGGUCAGAUUACUUCAACUAAGUGGGAAGAACUUCUGAAUCUGGAGGUUCUUGAAUUGACGUACAAUUCACUGGAAGGGAGUAUUCCAAUUUCUCUAUUUUUCCUUCCAUCAUUGUCGAAACCAGGACUUCAUAACAACCGAUUUUCUAGUCCACUCGAUGAAAUAUCGAAUGUUUCUUCUUGUCUGCUAGAAACCCUUGAUUUGAGUUACAACAACUUGGAAGGGCCAAUACCCGUAUCUCUAUUUUUACUUCCAUCAUUGCAGGAACUAACACUUAGCAACAAUCGAUUUUCCGGUCGACUCAAUGAAUUUCCAACUGUUUCUUCUUGCCUAUUGAGGUACCUUGAUUUGAGUCACAACAAAUUGGAAGGGUCAAUACCCAUGUCUGUCUUUGAACUCCGAAAUCUUAGGAGCCUCUCACUUUCUUGGAACAACUUUAACAGCUCCUUGCAGCUUAAUGUGAUUCAGAACUUGAUAAAUCUUUCAUAUCUCGAUCUCUCCCACAACAACUUGGAAGGGCCAAUACCCAUGUCUGUCUUUGAACUCCGAAAUCUUAGGAGCCUCUCACUUUCUUGGAACAACUUUAACAGCUCCUUGCAGCUUAAUGUGAUUCAGAACUUGAUAAAUCUUUCACAUCUCGAUCUCUCCCACAACAACUUAGGAUUGGCUUCUAGCAAAUUGAAACCAUUUCCUCAGUUCUUGAUAAAUCAAUCCACAUUAUUCAAGCUAGACCUUUCAGACAACCGGAUUCACAGAGAGAUACCCAAUUGGAUCUGGAAUCUUCCUCAUCUUAACUCAUUGAAUCUUUCUUAUAACUGUUUGGAGACUCUAAAUUUCCCUUUACUCAACAUGUCUUCGGUGCAAUCCCUAGAUCUUCGAUCCAACAAACUCCAAGGUCAACUCUCAGUUUUUCCAAAAUAUGCUCAAUACUUGGAUUUCUCGAAGAAUAAUUUCAAUUGUGUGAUACCAGCCAGUAUUGGUGACUCUCUAUAUGAGGCUUAUUUCUUCUCUCUUUCAAGCAAUAAAGUCUAUGGGAGUAUCCCUGGAUCAAUAUGCAAAGCUACAAAUCUUCGUGUUCUAGAUUUGUCAGAUAAUUUUUUGAGUGGCACAAUUCCGCAAUGCUUAUUUAAGAUGAGUGGGGGUCAAAUGUGGUCAAAUCAAGGUUUAGGGGUGCUAAAUCUAAGGAGAAACAAUCUCAUUGGCGCAAUUUUUAAUACAUUUCCAACCAAUUGUGGCUUACAAACUUUAAGUCUCAAUGGAAACCAACUAGAAGGAAAGCUACCCAAAUCUCUUGCCAAAUGCACAUCUUUGGAAGUUUUAAACCUUGGAAACAAUCACAUCGAGGAUGCCUUCCCAUGUUACUUGAAGAAUAUAUCCAUGUUGCACAUCCUUAUUCUGCGAUCUAACAGAUUUUAUGGGCGCAUUGAUUGUCAAGGGUGUAAUGCCUCUUGGCCAAAGCUUCAAAUUGUAGACCUAGCGGUAAACAAUUUCACCGGUAAGCUUCCAAUAAAACACUUUUCUGAUUGGAAGGCAAUAACAAAUGAUAAAAAUGAGGCUGAAUCUCAGCUCAACCACCUCGAAUUUGCACAUUAUACUAAUACUUAUAAGAGUGGCUAUAUCAUAGAUAUUUAUUAUCAAGAUGUGAUAACUGUUACCAUGAAAGGGCUAGAGGCAAAGCUAGAGAAGAUCCUACCUAUCUUCAACUCCCUUGACUUUUCAUGUAACAAUUUUGACGGCCCAAUACCUGAAGAAGUGGGAGAACUCAAAUUGCUACAUAUCCUCAACUUGUCUCACAAUGCUUUCACAGGCCAAAUCCCACAAUCUUUGGGAAAAUUGAGUGAUCUUGAGUCACUAGACUUGUCAAGCAACGAGCUUACAGGUGAGAUUCCAUUUCAACUUGCAGAAGGUCUUACUUUCCUAUCAGUCCUUAACCUUUCGUUCAAUCAAUUGGUGGGAAAGAUUCCACAGAUCAAGCAAUUUGGUACAUUCCUGGAAACUUCCUAUGAAGGGAACAUAGGAUUAUGUGGCUUUCCUUUGAAAGAAAAAUGCACACGUGAAGAGCCUAGAUUGUCACUUCCAACAUCUGAAGAAACUCAUUCGAAUUCUAGGAUUAAUGCAAUUGACUGGAACUUCUUAAGUGUCGAACUGGGAUUUGUUUUUGGCUUUGGAAUCAUUAUUGGACCUCUUAUGUUUUGGAAGAAGUGGAGGAUAUGCUACUAUAAACAUGUUGAUGAUAUCUUUUUUAAGAUGUUCCCUGGGCUAUAUAUUAGAAUUGAAAAUCGCCAAAGACGAGUACAGAGGAAUCAAGGACAGCGAGCACACCAAAAUCAAGGACGGAGGCAUUAGUAAUAGAUACAAGGAGCAAUGCAGUCAGGUGACUAUAUAAGAAGCACAUGGGAUGUGAAGUCAAAACUUGCUCGUCUUGUCACUUGCCUUGGUCACUAUUUAACAUUUGUACUCGACUUUGAUUUGUAAGAUUUAUAUUGAAUGAACAUGUUUUAUAUAUAUAUAAGUAGCUUUUUUUUUU